Molecule: messenger RNA, 1966 nt
Organism: Hippocampus zosterae (dwarf seahorse)
Lineage: Eukaryota; Metazoa; Chordata; Actinopteri; Syngnathiformes; Syngnathidae
Gene: arfgap3
Product: ADP-ribosylation factor GTPase activating protein 3
Exons: 16
Coding region: 132-1685 (517 amino acids)
Biological process (GO): COPI coating of Golgi vesicle
Molecular function (GO): GTPase activator activity
Source: RefSeq, a predicted model, not a curated record
CCAAUCACAGGCGACCUAGGUUGUUUUUCCCCCCUCCUAAAAUGUACGUGUCACUUCGGAUAGAAUUCAACAUAAUCACGUUUCCAAUUAAUUUCUCGCAGUCUUGUGACCUCACACGCGUGUAAAGAAUCAUGGCGGAACCCAGCAAGCAAGACAUUUGUGCCAUUUUCAAGCGGCUUCGCUCCAUUCCCACGAAUAAGGCAUGUUUUGACUGCUCGGCUAAAAAUCCCAGUUGGGCCAGCAUCACCUACGGCGUGUUCCUGUGUAUAGACUGUUCGGGAACACACAGGUCUCUGGGGGUGCACUUGUCCUUCAUCAGGUCCACGGAGCUGGAUUUUAACUGGACAUGGUACCAGCUGAGAUGCAUGCAAGUGGGCGGCAACGCCAGCGCGGUGUCGUUCUUCAACCAGCACGGCAGCACGGCCAGCGCCGCCAACGUGAAAUACAACAGCCGGGCCGCUCAGCUGUACAGAGAGAAGGUCAAGACGCAAGCCACGUACGCCACCAGAACCCAUGGCACCGAGCUUUGGUUGGACAGUCAGGGUGCUGCGUCGUGCGCGUCGCCGGAGGAGAAGCACGUUGAUUUCUUCAGCCUCCAUUCACAGGAAGUUCCGGAAGAUAUGGCCAAGAUGAGCCUCAGCUGUGUGGCCUCGGAGACGCAAGGCAAAGAGGAAGACGGCGACGCGGAGGACGGCCCGAGUGUUGACAUGCUGAGUGCUUCCCCGAAGGCCAAUCCAGAACCGUUGUCCCUUCUCAAGAAGAAGCCCGGCGCCACCAAGAAAUCGAUGGCCGCCAAGAAAGGCGGCCUGGGCGCUCAUAAGGUAAGCGGUCACAGCUUCAACGAGUUGGAGAAGAAAGCGCAAGCUGCAGACAAGCUCCGAGAGAAGGGAGAGGACGGCAAGCAGAACAACGCGAAAACCGCGGAGUCCAUUGCUCCGUCCAUGCGUCUGGCCUACCAAGAUCUGGAGCAGCAGAGGAAAAAGGACGAGCAGAAGCUGAAGAAUCUGGACGGGAAGAAGCGCGAGCAAGCGGAGAGACUGGGAAUGGGGCUCAGCGUCAGGAGUGGAGUGUCUCACUCGGUGACGUCCGACAUGCACAUCAUCCAGCAGGAACGCCCCCUGGCGGCCAGGACUGGCAAAUUGACGCGUUUCGGGGAAGACGACGACGGCGGCGGCGGCAACGACGACGAUGACGAGGGAAGCUUCAGCACCGGGAUCCUGUCCCGUUACGACCAAAACGACUCUUCUGACCUUUUCUCCUCCAGAUGGAGCAAGAAAGCCGAACCGGACUUCUUCUUGACGUCCGCCAUCACCUCGCUAGAUGACAGGCCCGCCCCACGCAGAAAAUCAGACAUGGCACCCGUCGUCGACACGGGAGAAGCUCGCAAGAAGUUCGGCCAGGACGUCAAAGCCAUCUCUUCGGAUAUGUACUUUGGAAAGCAAGACGGCACAGAGUACGAAGCCAGAUCACGGCUGGAGAGACUUGCGGGGAGUUCUGCCAUAAGUUCCGCCGACUUGUUUGACGAUCAGAAGAAGCAGGCCGCCAGCUCGUACCGCCUGACCAACGUGCUGCCAAGCGCUCCCGACAUGUCUCAGCUGAAAAUGGGAGUGCGCAGCGUCGCCGGAAAGCUCUCGGUCAUGGCCAGCGGCGUCGUCACCACUAUCCAGGACCACUACAACAACUGAAGGAUGAAUCACUGCGAUAAACUUGUCACAACAUGAUGGGAAGUAGACACAAAAAGUCCAAGGUGACAUCUUUUUUGUACAUAGAGCGGCACUUUGGACACAACGUUCACAUCAACAAAAGAGGCUUUACAAAGACAGUAGCGUUAUUUUUUUAGCUUUGUAAAGGCGGACGUUUGUGAAUAAGUUCCACUUUGGUUUGUAGCUAGAUUAGCAACAUAUGGAGCCAAUGUUAUGAAGGUUCUGGGUAAAAAAAAAAAGAAAGUGUCCUUUUGUUGCCCAAA